This is a messenger RNA of Diaporthe citri, 1152 nucleotides long. RefSeq lists its product as uncharacterized. Gene Ontology annotation, molecular function: methylthioadenosine nucleosidase activity; adenosylhomocysteine nucleosidase activity. Gene Ontology annotation, cellular component: cytosol. The transcript is spliced from 3 exons. The record is from RefSeq and is a predicted model, not a curated record. Gene Ontology annotation, biological process: nucleoside metabolic process. The coding region runs from base 1 to 1152 and encodes 383 amino acids. NCBI's taxonomy places the organism in Eukaryota, Fungi, Ascomycota, Sordariomycetes, Diaporthales, Diaporthaceae.
AUGUCAUACACCGGAACAGGACCUGAAGGCCGAACAGUCAGUUCUGUUACCACGGUUGAGCCACCAGAUCAGCUGGCUGGUCAGGACAACUCGGAGGCCACGUCGAGCAUUGAGCAGGCCGAGGGAAACGUCUCUCUUCGAAAUCACGCGAACAAUCCGAGUCAUUUUCAGCAGAUCGAAGGGCGCCUUGAUAUAGGCCAGGUCCAGGUUCUGAUUAUAUGUGCAAAGGAUCUAGAGGUAGACGCCGUCUUGGCCACGCUCGACAAACGGUACAAAAAGAAAACAAUUGUCAAACACGUCUAUUUAUUCUCAGGUACCUUCAAAGACAUCAAUGUUGCCAUCUUGCCACUGCUACAAAAAGGCAUGGUCUCCAGUACCACCGACACCUCACAGGUGGCCUCGGACAUGAGGCCGGACGCCUACAUCAUCUCGGCCGGUAUUUGUGGCGGUACUGGUUACGACGAUGACAAGAAGCAGCCUGUGCAUCUGGGCGAUGUUGUCAUUAGCACGGAUGUUGCUCGAUAUUUCGACCGUGUCCAAGGUAAAGAGCUGGUCCAAAAGAUGGUGGACCAAAAGUUCGGGGGACAUCAACGACUUCAAAGACAGAUCAACAUCCUGAAAAUGGGAGACGACCUCUUUCAACUCCGCCGAGAUGCCGAUGAGAAUCUCCGGGAAGUCAGAAGCAGGAUCAGCUCUGGAUUCUUCAGUGUCGGUUCCUUCCAAAGCCUGAGCGCGAGUCCACCAGAUGGCCGCAUACACCAAGAUCGACUUUACAAAGAGAAACGUCCACACAUGCACCAGGAACCAGGAUGCAACGACCUUCCUAGCAAUUGGCUCGAGCGUGGCCCACCAACGGAACGUGGACCACUCCCGGUUCAUUUUGGGAUCUACGGGAGUGAAGAUGUCGUUAUGAGAUCGGGCAAUUACACUCGUACCUUACUGAAAGAGAGAGGAAUCAUGGCUGUCGAUAUGGAAAGUCGAGGUAUCUGGCAUGCGGCUGGAAGUCACAUUCCUCGGGACGUUGUCAUCAUCAGGGGCGUGUCUGACUAUGCCGAUUCACACAAGAACGACGCCUGGCAGCCGUACGCUGCAAUGGCUUCGGCGUGCACAAUAAAGGCGUUCGUCGUCAACUUCUUUGAAAGUAUGGAAUAG